UAAAAUGGUCUGCACGUGCGAAAUGAUUGGGAUUGCCUGUAUUUUGGCGCUCUUCCUUAGUUUCUCAUCAAAGGCACCGUAUCAAUUGAAAAUGGCUAUAUUCAUAAUAGGAUCCGGUGCUAUCGUUCUUAUCUGCAUACCAUUAAUGGUUUUUAGACCGCGCGACUAUCGAAAUGCCUUAAUACCCGCUUGGGGUUGCCGUCAACUUUGCAAAGCUCUUGGUGUUACAAUGGAAGUACGUGGACUCGAGAACAUUCGCACGGAACACGGCGCCGUUGUGCUAAUCAAUCAUCAAAGUUUUAUCGAUUUAUGUGGAUUAGCCUAUUUAUGGCCAGUAAUUGGACGUGCAACGGUUGUAUCGAAAAAAGAAGUUCUCUUCUUUCCCUUCUUUGGCUUCGGCGCUUGGUUAUGGGGCACACUCUUUAUUAAUCGCUCUAGUAAAAAAGAUUCCAUCAACACCUUGCAGAAAGAAUCAAAAGCCAUUCAAGAACGUUGUUGUAAGCUGUUACUUUUCCCCGAAGGCACAAGAAAUACGAAAGACACACUGUUGCCAUUCAAAAAAGGGCCUUUCCAUAUAGCCCUACAAAGCCAAUGUCCUAUUCAACCGGUUGUUAUAUCUAAAUACUAUUUUCUAAAUGGCGAGAAAAAACUCUUCCGUCCAGGUCAUGCAAUCAUACAAAUUCUACCGGAAAUUCCUACGGCAGGAUAUGGCAAGGAUGACAUGGAUGAACUGAUUGCAACCACCAAAAACGUUAUGGAAGCUGAAUAUAAAAAACUAAAUCAAGAGAAUCGAAAAUGUUGACAUGAUUUUGAAAUUUACAAACAGGAGACUUUUGCCUGUAUGUGUAUGUGUGUGCGCGCGUGUGUGUGUGUGUGUGUGAAGUUUUACGCAUAAUUACUUAUAUUUGUAUGUACCAAAUUAAACUAAGCAAUGUUUUAAAUGUAUUCUGUAACGAAGAUGUCUAAUACGAUGAGCAAAUGUUAGAAUAGAAACUUUUAAUGUAAUGUUAAUAGAUAAAAAUAAAGAACUG
Ceratitis capitata (Mediterranean fruit fly) is the source of this 1031-nucleotide messenger RNA. RefSeq names its product 1-acyl-sn-glycerol-3-phosphate acyltransferase alpha (gene Agpat2). The transcript is spliced from 3 exons. The coding region runs from base 5 to 802 and encodes 265 amino acids. Gene Ontology annotation, biological process: phosphatidic acid biosynthetic process. Gene Ontology annotation, cellular component: membrane; endoplasmic reticulum. The record is from RefSeq and is a predicted model, not a curated record. Gene Ontology annotation, molecular function: 1-acylglycerol-3-phosphate O-acyltransferase activity. NCBI's taxonomy places the organism in Eukaryota, Metazoa, Arthropoda, Insecta, Diptera, Tephritidae.